Molecule: messenger RNA, 1809 nt
Organism: Periconia digitata
Lineage: Eukaryota; Fungi; Ascomycota; Dothideomycetes; Pleosporales; Periconiaceae
Source: the annotation of a GenBank genome assembly
AUGGCCUCUACAGAGGCGACCAAUCCUUUCCAAGACCCUUCGCCCGGAGAAAUUCGAGCCCAAGGUCACGAUCAAGCCGCCCUCGCAGCAUCAGCGCCUCAAUCCACCAGUCCCCAACAACACGCUUCUACCACACUUGAUGUAGGGAGGAAUGCUUCCUUGACUCUCGCAACAGACUCGCUGGUUAUCCAGGGUAUGAAUGGAGGAUCUACGAAAGACAAAGAGGGAAAAACCACACGCUCGAUUCCUUUCUAUAAUAUACUAUGGGCCGAACGAUCCGACAGUGGUGAUAUUACCAUACAGUAUGCCCACACCGUUUCCAAGACGGUUGUUCGCCCCGCAAUAAUAAGUUACUCGAUCGACAAACCAGACAGCAGUGCAAUUGAGGCAUGGAUUCAAAGUCUGCUCGAUCGCGCAUAUGGUACCUCGCAGCGGCGCAAGCGCAUCAAGGUGCUCGUUAACCCAUUUGGUGGACAAGGAGGAGCCGUCAAGAUGUACCACAAACACAUUGCGCCUAUACUAGCAGCUGCAAGGUGCGAAUUAGACAUGGAGAAAACUAUGCAUAAUGGUCAUGGGAUUGAGGUAGGUCAAAAACUGGACAUCGACGCCUACGAUGUGGUAGCUUGCUGCUCUGGGGAUGGUAUACCCCAUGAAGUCUGGAACGGAUUGGGCAAGAGGGAAGACGCUGCUCGUGCUCUGGUCAAGAUCGCCGUGACUCAGUUGCCAUGCGGUUCUGGAAAUGCCCUGAGUCUGAAUUUCAACGGCACCAACAGUCCAAGUCUUGCAGCGUUGGCGGUAGUCAAGGGCCUUCGAACCCCCUUGGAUCUCGUAUCCGUUACUCAAGGUGACAAACGUACGCUCUCUUUCCUCUCCCAGUCGGUGGGCAUUGUCGCAGAGACGGACCUGGGUACCGAAAAUCUACGAUGGAUGGGCAGCACUCGCUUUACUUACGGCAUUGUCACGCGCCUGCUGCGACAGAGCGUGUAUCCUGCGGACAUAGCCGUCAAAGUCGAGCAUGACAACAAAGCGGCAGUCCGAGAAGUCUACCGUACCGAGGCCUCUAAACCAGGUCCUCACUGCGACGAGCGUGAACUGCCUCCAGUCAACACCGGCUUACCCGCACUCCGAUACGGCACCGUGCAAGACCCGCUCCCCGAAUCGUGGACCUUGGUCCCUCACGAUCAUCUCGGCAACUUUUACGCUGGCAAUCUCGCCUACAUGUCUGCUGAUGCCAACUUCUUCCCCGCCUCGCUCCCUUCCGACGGCUGUCUCGAUCUCGUUCGUAUCCGUGGAGAUCUCAAACGCACAAAAGCCAUCAAUACCUUGCUAGCUGUAGCAGAGCACAAGUUUUUCGAUAUGGACCAUGUGGAUUAUCAGAAAGUGACUGCGUACCGUAUCAUACCGCGCAACCAAAAGGACGGAUAUAUUAGCAUCGAUGGAGAGAGGAUACCCUUUGAGCCCUUCCAGGCUGAGGUGCAUUGUGGACUGGGGACGGUGCUGAGCAAGAGCGGCCAUCUUUUUGAGGCGAAGGGUGUUUGAAGCUGUUAUAAGAGAUAGAGAUGCGUUGUAAUACCCAUUGUAAUACCCAUUGAUUUUUCUUCUUCUUUGUCUCUUUUCUGUAUGCUGAUUUCCAGUAUGUAUGUAUAGAGCUGUUAAAGUUUGCGUUUGCAGUAUCCAUCUUGUUCGUUGAGUUUUACUCCCUGAACCACACUCCCUAGUGGUUUCCGGCCUACAAGGAUAUCGUUGAUUGUAAUCAUGUUGCGCGCGUAACUUCAAGGGGCACGGUGAGUGCAUACAAGUGACGUAUAC